Messenger RNA from Setaria italica (foxtail millet), 723 nucleotides. RefSeq names its product probable cytokinin riboside 5'-monophosphate phosphoribohydrolase LOGL10. Lineage: Eukaryota; Viridiplantae; Streptophyta; Magnoliopsida; Poales; Poaceae. Bases 1 to 723 code for a protein of 240 amino acids. The transcript has 7 exons. Gene Ontology annotation, cellular component: nucleus; cytosol. The record is from RefSeq and is a predicted model, not a curated record. Gene Ontology annotation, biological process: cytokinin biosynthetic process. Gene Ontology annotation, molecular function: hydrolase activity, hydrolyzing N-glycosyl compounds.
AUGAUGCAGCCCAGCAGGUUCAAGAAGAUUUGCGUGUUCUGCGGCAGCAGCCAGGGGAAGAAGACGAGCUACCAUGACGCCGCCGUUGACCUCGCCGAAGAGCUGGUGUCUAGGAACAUUGACCUGGUGUAUGGAGGCGGAAGCUUAGGGCUCAUGGGGCUCAUCUCGCACGCCGUCCACCGCGGCGGUAGGCAUGUUGUUGGGGUCGUUCCCAGGGCUCUCAUGACCACUCCUGAGAUUAUCGGAGAGACAGUGGGGGAGGUAAAGGUGGUGGAGGACAUGCACCAAAGGAAGGCGGAGAUGGCAAGUCAAUCCGAUGCCUUCAUAGCCCUGCCUGGAGGAUACGGAACUCUGGAGGAGCUGUUCCAAGUAAUCACAUGGGCACAGUUAGGCAUCCAUCAUAAGCCGGUCGGCUUGCUGAACAUUGAUGGCUACUACAACUCACUGCUGGUGUUCAUUGACCAUGCCGUGGAGGAAGGCUUCAUCAGCCCCAGCGCUCAUCACAUCUUCGUCCAAGCUCCCAGUGCACAGGAGCUCAUGGAGAAGCUUGAGGGGUACGCCCCGUACUAUGACAAAGUUGCUUCCGAGCUCAACUGGGCCGACGAUGCAGGUGAUGGUUUUGGAAUCAGCGUUUCAUCAUAUGACACAGAUCAAAUUCUUCAGUCAUGGGAGAAACCUCUUUUGUCUCCCGUGAAAGAGGCCCCUUCGAGGAUGGAUAAAUAA